AUCGGUCGGAGUAUUGUCGAGUGCCUGUUUGCUGUCAUCUAACCUGAUUUAACAGUUGGUACAUAUAUCGGUGGCUGUCAGACGUUGACGGGAAUUUGAAAAUGGGACUCUUCACCAGCCUUCGUCUGACAUUUCCAGUGCCUCCCAAGUAACACGGCUUGUUUGACUUAAUUGCGUUCGCGCUUUUGUAUCUACCCCCACAUUAUUUCUUCUCCACAUCGCUGCCGUACAAUUGGUUCAUGAAAUUUCAUGAUACUGGUUGAUUUUUAAGCUGAAUCGAAUGCCCAACAAACUCAAAUCCACCCGUCUCCCUAAGGUCUCGCCUUCUCAAAUUCAAUUCAACGGUCCCGCUAGGCAAAUACAAAGCGAGGAUCCCUUUGCCCGUGACGGUGAUGUUACUACGCCACUUGGCUCACCGCCGGCCUUGGUGAUUCGAGCAACCUCAGAUUAUGAAGCAAAACAUGCCGGCCAACUUUCGUUCCAAGCCGGUGAAUUCUUUCAUGUGACUGACGUCUUCACAGACCUUGAGGGCGCCUCCUGGUUCCAAGCCGAAAAUCCAUUGAAUUCUGUCCAGGGGAUCGUCCCGUGCACUUACUUCCGAAAAUACGGACCUAGCAGGCCAAGCAACUUGCGUCCAAUAGAGAAGGGCUCUAAUCGCCGUGUCAAGUCUCAACUCUUUCAAGUCUUCGCCAGAGGGAAAGGCCCUAUUCCCUUGACUCUACCCGCUCCCAAUCUAAGGAAUCAAAGCUCCGCUAGCUCUGAAUCAUCUCAAACCGCAGAGCCCAAGCCGUCAAUUUCAAAUACCAGGUACCAGUCACUUUUUGGAACUAUGAAGUACACAUUUACGGCUGAGCGACCGGAUGAACUGAGUGCUCGCUACGGAGAGCCAGUAAUUAUUAUGGCCCAUAGUGCUGAAGAGUGGUUUGUGGUAAAACCUAUCGGCCGCUUAGGUGGACCUGGCUUUAUCCCAGCCUCGUACAUUGAAAUUCAAGAAAUCCAAACUUGUAGGGUCCUUUCGUCGGAGCAAGGUCGAGACUUGAUCCGUAGAUCAGUUAUUCCUACCGUAGAAGAAUGGAAAGAACGCGUAGCUCACUACAAGGCGUGUAGCAUUACCCUUGGUGUAAUUACAGGAAGCGACUCGGUGUCCCUGAAUACCCCUCCGCGAGAACGAACCAAUCCCCUCGGACCAGGUCUCGUCACAGGAAAUUAUACUGCGACAUCAGAUGACCAAGGCUCAGGAUAUCACACCACAACUUCAGCUCAACAAGACCCCGGCGUGAUAGAUUGGCGAAAACGACAGGCGGCAUUUAUUCAAUGUGCUCAAGAGGAUGAGGGGCUCUCACUCGUUGAAGAGGAAGAGGAUGACGAUCUUACUUCAAAGGCCCGGAUUAUGAAGCGAUACGGAACCCUCCAAAAAGUCAAUGUGACGUCUUUCCAUCGCGAACAGGGUAAUUUUUGGUACCAGGUUCAUGCUCAUUUUCAACACUCCGACGUUGGCCGUAGGCGGCGAGCAUUGGUACUUUACCGACUAGAAUCUCACAUCGAGACGCUUGAAAGUGACUUACGAUCCGAAUUUCAAAGUAGUCAAACCCUCCCCAAGCUUACUUCCUCUCCACCACCGGCCGAUGAAAUGGCUUGCGCCCGUCGAAUGGAGGAGCUGAGAGAUUAUUUCGAUGAGUUUUCCGGAUUGCCCGAAUCGAUUCGUACAUCUGAGGCGAUCUGUGAAUUUCUGAGUUCCAGACAGGGCGAUAUGGAGUUGGACGAUUCUGACGGGGAAGCUGAGAAGCCCUUUGACAAAUCGAACUUGUCCAAUUCGCAGCUCAAGCCGCCCACCCUACAGCUACCGGCUGGAGCCAACAAGCCGUUUUCAACUGCAGAGACUUUGCGGCAAGCCCUCAUCAGUUCGCAGAGGAUAGAACUGAGCGACGAUGUCCGCAGCUGGAUAACGAGUUGUGAUGCCGCCAGCCCCAACGGAUUUGACUUUUCAGUUGAAGAGCCAAGCUAUUCAACCCAACCCUCUUCGAUCGAUCGCAGUUCGUCUCCCUCUCUGAGCACCAAAUCGCAUGUUUCUUCCCUCAAAUCUGAUGUCCCGGAUCAACCUACCUCAUCUCACGAUUGUGACUCAGAGUAAAUCAGUAGUUUGGAUGACCACCCAAUCCGCGAGGUCAAUCCACUUCGAGAUUCGAGCAACUCGAGCAACAAUAAUAUUCCAAAAGACAAACAUGACUCGACUUUUUCAGUAAAUCCGAGUAUUUGUUUAGCCACCAAACUGACUGUCAUUUGAAAACCCGCUGAACAAUCACUUUAAUCGACACUUGACCCAGCUGCGGUGCAGAAAAUUUCACAACUAUCUCAUAAUUCUGUACAACUCUCAAAUUCUCUCAAUUAUCUGUUAAUACCAGAAGUCAAGCUGCCUUCUCACUACUAUCGUUUACUUUUCCUCUCCGUCCUCCUUUUUGUUUCACUUGAAGAUCACGAUAUCUCUUGGUAUCUAUGAUAACUUGGCGGACACACAGUUAAAUUUUUCUGGUUCUUGUAAUAAUUUCAGUCUCUCAUUUAUCAUAACUGUCUUGCUCGGGCUCAUCUUGCUUGCUAUGUUACAUGUAUUCUUCCCCCCUAAGACUACUACGUAUUGGGGGUUUCAAAUCCAUUCUUUUUGGUCAAUGUUCACCAAUAAUUUAGGUCGUAAGAGUUGCUUUUCAUAAUGUACUAGAAUCAGAGGCAUGCAUCUCCUUUUUUUACAAUUCAGAUUGCUGCAUUGGCCCUCUCGUGUGGGGUUACAGCCGAACUUCAAAUCAUAGCACUUCAAGUACAAAUCUUGGAGAUCAAUGAAGCCACCCAGGACUUGAUCUUGG
Molecule: messenger RNA, 2855 nt
Organism: Puccinia graminis f. sp. tritici CRL 75-36-700-3
Lineage: Eukaryota; Fungi; Basidiomycota; Pucciniomycetes; Pucciniales; Pucciniaceae
Exons: 3
Coding region: 281-2131 (616 amino acids)
Biological process (GO): conjugation with cellular fusion
Cellular component (GO): mating projection tip
Molecular function (GO): protein binding; phosphatidylinositol binding
Source: RefSeq, a predicted model, not a curated record